Messenger RNA from Didymella exigua CBS 183.55, 2157 nucleotides. Its product is annotated as MIF4G-domain-containing protein. Gene Ontology annotation, molecular function: protein binding; RNA binding. The record is from RefSeq and is a predicted model, not a curated record. Gene Ontology annotation, biological process: mRNA splicing, via spliceosome. Gene Ontology annotation, cellular component: catalytic step 2 spliceosome. Bases 1 to 2157 code for a protein of 718 amino acids. The transcript is spliced from 2 exons. NCBI's taxonomy places the organism in Eukaryota, Fungi, Ascomycota, Dothideomycetes, Pleosporales, Didymellaceae.
AUGCAAGUCGCCUCCGCCGUCCGCAUCCCCUCGCCCGAGCCGGACGUCGAGCCGGACGCGCCCCGCAAACGCGACCGCUCGCCCUCGGACGCCGGGCCCUCGAAGCGCUCGCGCCGGCAGGACAACGACGACGCGCCCCAGCGCCGCGACCGCCGCGACCGCCAGCGCGACGCAAAUGGCGCCAAGGACGACGUGCCCGACGAUGACGCGCGCCUCAGUCUCUUCAAGAGCGCCUUCAGCGCCGCGCGCAAGCUGCCCGUCGACGACUCCAAGACGCGCGCUGGCGGCGCCUACAUCCCGCCCGCGCGUCUGCGCGAGAUGCAGAAGAACAUCACCGACAAGGCCACGCCCGAGUUCCAGCGUAUGGCGUGGGAGGCGCUGAAGAAGUCGAUCCAGGGCCUGAUCAACAAGACCAACACGGCCAACAUCAAGAUGAUUGUCCCCGAGCUGUUCAGCGAGAACCUGGUCCGCGGGCGCGGCCUCUUCUGCAGAGCCAUGAUGAAGGCGCAGGCUGCCAGUCUGCCGUUCACGCCCAUCUACGGCGCCAUGGUGGCUAUUGUCAACACGAAGCUGCCCCAGGUCGGCGAUCUGCUGGUGCGCAGGUUGAUUGUGCAGUUCAGGAAGAGCUUCCGGAGGAACGACAAGGCCGUGUGUCUGGCGAGCACCAUGUUCCUCAGUCAUCUGGUCAACACGCAGGUCGUGCACGAGGUGCUGAUUGCCGAGAUUUUGCUGCUGCUGCUCAACAAGCCGUCAGACGACUCGGUCGAGAUUGCCGUCGGCAUCAUGAAGGAGGUCGGCGCGUUUUUGGAGGAGAUGAACAUGGCCAUUGCGAAUGCCAUUUUCGACCAGAUGAGGAAUAUUCUGCACGAGGCCGAUAUCGACAAGCGCACGCAGUACAUGAUUGAGGUGCUGUUUGAGGUCAGACGGACAAAGUACAAGGAGCAUCCUGCCAUCAAGGAGGAUCUGGAUCUUGUAGAAGAAGAGGAUCAGAUCACACACAGGCACACGCUGGAAGACGAUGUCAAGGUGGAGGACGGCCUCAACAUCUUCAAGUUUGACGCCGAGUACGAGGCGCACGAGGCCGAGUACCAGAAGAUCAAGAAGGAGAUUCUGGGCGAGGAGGAGGAAAGCGGCGCCGAGUACACAGACGCUUCGGACUCGGAAGAGGAGGAUGAAGAGCAGAAAGCCGAGGACGUCAAGGAUCAGACCAACGCCGAUCUCGUCAGCCUGCGCCGAACGAUUUACCUCACAAUCAAGUCCAGCGGUGGCUUUGAAGAAUGUUGUCACAAGCUGAUGCGCAUCAACCUCCCGCACGGCCUCGAGAACGAACUCACAACCAUGAUUGUCGAAUGUGCCAGCCAGGAACGCACAUACGAGAAGUUUUACGGCAUGAUCGGCGAGCGCUUCUGCAAGAUCAACCGCAUGUGGACCGACCUUUUCGAAGAGGGCUUCGCGCACUACUACGAGACCAUACACCGCUUCGAGACAAAUCGCCUCCGCAUCAUCGCCCAAUUCUUCGCACAUCUCCUCGCUACAGAUGCCAUCGGGUGGCAUGUCUUCCAGGUCGUCAAGCUCAACGAGGAGGACACCACAUCCUCGUCCCGUAUCUUCAUCAAGAUCCUCUUCGAAGAGCUGCUUUCCUUCUUGGGCCAGAAGGAUGUUGUUGCGCGCUUCAAGGAUCCAAUGCUGCAGGACAGUCUGACAGGUGUCUUCCCCACAGACGCCGACGACCAGAGCAAGACUCGCUUCUCGAUCAACUUCUUCACCGCCAUCGGCAUGGGCGUACUGACAGAGGGCAUGCGCGAAUGGCUCAAGAACGCAGCGCCGAAGCCAAAGACCCUGCCUGAGCCAGAAAGCGACAGCGACGACUCACACAGCGUCUCCAGCUACUCGUCAUACUCAUCACGCUCCCGCAGCAGAAGCAGAAGCCGUUCCCGCACCCCACCCCACACCAGACCGCAAGCGCGUCACAGGCAAAGCCCGCGCGCGGUCGUACUCGGACUCGCGGUCGCGCUCCCGCUCCCCGGCGCCGCGCAAACGCAGCUACUCAUCGUCUCGCUCGCCACCGCCCAAGCGCCGCGGUCGCAGCCCGACGGAUUCGCUAUCGAGGAGUCCGCCGCCGAAGAAGAGGAGGAGCCCGAGUGCGAGCGUAAGUAG